UAUCAACGCCUCGUCCGCGUUGUGGUCACAUAUUCUCAGUCAGCUAUCCGCUACAGUGAUUCUGGGAAUUGUUUGAGGGAUCAAUCUCCGUCUGCAGCUGUUUCUCACUGGCUUGCUCGUUUAUAGACUCAACGCAUUUCUGAAGCCCUUCAACCGUCUUGAAGCUAUUGGUUCCGUCGCUUGUCGGAUAUCGGGGGCUGGGCACCAAACGAUCGAUCGAGGGUCGUGUAACGAUGGCUGAAGGUGUCGAGCCCGAAGGCGCGAAGCGAAGGAGAGCUUUCAAGCCCAAAACGAGAACUGGAUGCAUCACUUGCAGAAUUCGGCGUAUCAAAUGCGAUGAAGCCAAGCCGGCUUGCCUGAAAUGUACCAGUACAGGACGUAAAUGUGAUGGAUAUGUCGUCUCGACGAAUGAUCGGACGUCGAAGAGCCCAUCACCACCCAGAAGCAGCACCCCAGUUGUGAACAAUACCGUCUCCAGAACAUCAUUGCCUCGGAUGACCUUUGUACCCUUUCAAGCCAGCAAAUCGGAACUUAGAGCUUUUCGGUAUUUCCAACAAGAGACUAUACCAGAAAUCUGUGGCUUCUACCGGGAGGAGUUCUGGUUCAAGUCUGUGCUCCAGGCAUGUCACCAUAACCCCGCCAUUCGGCAUGCUGCCAUCGCUCUAGGAUCUUUGCAUGAGAAAUCCGUGGAUCCAGCUGCGUCGAAUCACUCUGAAGAUCUGAUUGAGGGCGGGUUUCCAUUGCAACAGUAUAAUAAAUCUAUUCAAGCCUUGCUUAAACCUGUCCCGGGUAGUUUCCUUAAACCACAACAGAAAGUAGACGUGGCUUUGAUCACUUGUAUCUUGUUUGCUUGCUUCGACGCUUUACGAGGUCAUCUCGGAACCGUCUUCGACCAUAUCGAUGGCGGGGUUAAAAUCCUUUCAGAAUUACAAAACAAACCAAAUUCAGUCAUACACAACGAUGAAGAGAUAUCCGCAACCUCUCUGUUCGCGCCGAUGUCAACACUCAACGUCCUAUUUACCCGACUAGACAUCCAGGGCUCUUCGAUGAUGGGCGCAAGACGCCUCAGAUUAGUCCCAGGACCCGCCCAUGAUCCGCUCAUUGAAACAGCAGCCAUACCCGCGGAAUUCUACAGCUUUGAAGAAGCGCGAGAAUCACAAGACAACAUCUUCCGCUGUUGGCACCUCGACUUCCGGCGAACUCUCACCAAUGGCGCAGAAUUUCCUUUCGGCGAAGUCCCAACCAAAGAAGACGCAAAAUUCCUGAAGAUCACCUACAGCCAAAAACUCGAACAAUGGAGCGAAACAUACGAACGAUUCCUGCUCGCGAACCCAGAGAAGAGAGAUCUACCCGCAGAUCAUAUGCUUCAACUACUCAACACCUUCAUAUGGAUACACGCAGAUGUCGACCACGCAGCUUCGGCGGAAGACGAAACGACAUGGGAUCAAUACACAACACAAUUCAGACAGAUUGUCUACCAUGCUACCGUCAUUAUAGCCUCCACCUCCUUCAUCACACAACGAAAAACACUCUUCUCCCUAGACACAAUGAUCAUCAGUCCGCUCUACUUUGUGGGCUCGAGGUGUCGACACCCAGAAAUCAGAAGAGACGCCAUAGCGUGUCUCUAUACCGCGAAUAGACAAGAGGGAUUGUGGGAGAGCAGGACACUGGCUAGGGUUGCGCAGAGAGUUCUGGAGAUUGAGGAGGAGGGGAUGGGGAUUUUGGUUGAUGGGACGGAGAUACCGGCUUGGAAGAGGAUUAGUGGUGUUCAGCCAGAGCUACAUUCGGAUGAGAGGCAGGCGACUAUACAUUAUACCUCGAAGCCCGCGGAGGAGGGAGGCCUCCCAGUGACAAAUAUGAAGGAGAAGAUUGAGUGGUGAGGUGUGGUUGAUAGUUAGAUACCUUUUUGGAUUGUAUCUGGAGGAGUUGGUUUGGUUGGGGUAUCUACAUACAUUACUGAGUUCGCUCAGUAGUAAUCCGAUUCAUAGGCGUGAUCUACAAAGCUUUCCUGGGC
This is a messenger RNA of Mollisia scopiformis, 2014 nucleotides long. RefSeq lists its product as uncharacterized. NCBI's taxonomy places the organism in Eukaryota, Fungi, Ascomycota, Leotiomycetes, Helotiales, Mollisiaceae. Bases 234 to 1880 code for a protein of 548 amino acids. Gene Ontology annotation, biological process: regulation of DNA-templated transcription. The record is from RefSeq and is a predicted model, not a curated record. Gene Ontology annotation, molecular function: zinc ion binding; DNA-binding transcription factor activity, RNA polymerase II-specific. The transcript is spliced from 3 exons.